Molecule: messenger RNA, 4303 nt
Organism: Rhodamnia argentea
Lineage: Eukaryota; Viridiplantae; Streptophyta; Magnoliopsida; Myrtales; Myrtaceae
Product: disease resistance protein L6-like
Exons: 6
Coding region: 165-4229 (1354 amino acids)
Biological process (GO): signal transduction; defense response
Molecular function (GO): ADP binding
Source: RefSeq, a predicted model, not a curated record
AGAAACUCGCCUUCUUCUUCUUCUUCUCUGCCUUUGACUUUUCCCUUCUUCUUUCUCUUCACGUUGAGAAGGUAUAGUCGAUCUUCCUCCUCCCAAUUUGCUCUUUUUACAGAAGCGUCGUCCUCUUCUUUGAGUGAAUAUAGCUGAGAGGAUCGGCUCACAGAAUGGGAUUCAAUGGAGGUCAGGCUCUAGUCGCCAUUCUCACUUUGGCUGUAGGAGGACUGGUCCUGAGACAGCUCAAGAAAUCAAAGAGGAGGAACUCGGAAUCAACCUCGAGAAUGGACGGUGGGUCUGGAGAAGAGAACGAGGCAUUAAGGGGGGACUCGGAGUCAACGUCAAGAACGGAAAAUGCGUCUGGAGAAGAGUACGAUGUGUUCUUGAGUUUUCGGGGACCAGAUACUCGCAAUGGAUUCACCGAUUGGCUCUAUUAUGGCUUGAGAGGUGCCGGAAUUCGCGUUUUCCUCGACAGUGACGAACUUGAAGAUGGUGAAAGAAUCAGUAAAAUUUUAAAGGCAGUUGAUGAGUCUCAAAUCUAUAUACCCAUCUUCUCUCCAAACUUCGCUUCCAGUCCAUGGUGUCUUCGUGAGGUAGAAUGCAUGGUAGAACGCACCUCGAAUUCAGAUGGGAAGAAAAAGAUCAUCCCCAUUUUCUAUGAAGUGAAGGCUGAUGAUGUGAAGCUCAGAACUGAUUUAUACAGAAAAGCCAUACGCAAGCUCGAGAAGAUGAAGAAGUUUGGCUCCGAUGAAUUGAAGCGAUGGGAAAGUGCCCUCAAAACGGUUGGAGGUAUAAUUGGACGUGAACUCAAUGGCAAACGCCAAGGAGAACAAAUUGAAUCGAUUGUUGAAGAGGUUUGCCGUAAGCUUAAUACAAGACACGUAAUUGUGACUGACCAUUUGGUUGAAGAUAAUGCUCGUAUGGAAGCCAUAAUGAAAUUGUUGGAUGUUAGCUCUGGUGGUGUACGUUUUGUUGGUAUCCACGGCAUUGGUGGUGUUGGAAAAACAACUCUUGCCAAAGUCAUGUUCAACAAACUAUCUUUUCACUUUGAACGCUGUAGUUUCGUUGAAGAUAUUCGCUCAUCGUCACAACCUCAUGGUGGUCUUUUAGAAUUGCAGAAAAAGCUCUUAUCAGAUUUGGCCAGUCAUGGGAUUGCUAACCAAAUUAAAGAUGUUGACAGUGGGAUCAGGAUGAUAAAAAAAGUACUGAGUAAUAAAGAAGUACUUAUUGUUCUUGAUGAUCUAGACAGCAAAGAGCAACUCGAAAAACUCGCUGGAAAAUCUGAUUGGUUUUGUUCUGGUAGCAGAAUCAUUAUCACAACUAGGGAUGAAAGCAUCCUGACGACUCAAGUGGACUCAUCCAGUAAAAAGGUCCUUAACCAACCUGAAGGAAUUCUGUGCUAUGAAGUUCAUGAAAUGAGAUCUGAUUUAGCUCUUCAGUUGUUUUAUAAGCAUGCAUUCAGAAGUGAUUCUGCUGUGGAAGAAUAUGAAGCUCUUUCAAGACAAAUUGUUCGUUCGGUGGGCAUGCUUCCUUUGGCUGUAGCUGUGAUAGGGUCCAAUCUUUUUGACUGGGGCAAAGAUUUGGGGCAUUUGGAGAAAAUACAAGUAUGGGAUGAGACACUGAAGAAGUUAAAGGAAGGUCCUUUUGAGGAUGUCCGAGAUACAUUAAUGAUAAGUUAUGAACGAUUAGAGGGCAAGCAACAAGAAGUUUUUCUCGAUAUAGCGUGCUUUUUCAUCAAUGUGGACAGAACUUAUCCGGUUAUCAUGUGGAAGGAUUGUGGAUACUUUCCCACCAUUGCAAUAAGGGUUCUCUCUCAAAGGUCCUUGAUCAAAAUUAGAGAUGGUAAUAGGUUUUGGAUGCAUGACCAAGUUCGUGACUUUGGAAGGUAUAUUGUUCUUCAAGUGUAUUCUCGCAAGUUUUGUAGGCUGUGGAUUUCUGAGGAUGCCCUAAAGCUACUGGAAGGAAAAAAGAAAAAUGAAGAUGCGGAAGCACUAAGCUUGACUUCCGAUGGCUGCAACCGCAGCAUUGCAUCUGAAGAAUUAGCUGCUCUACCAAACCUAAGGUUCCUUCGAGUGAAAGGCGUUGACCUUUUUGGCAACUUCGAGAAUCUUCUUUCGAAUCUAAGAUGGUUUUCUUGGGAAAUUAUGCAUAAGGUACUUUAUGCGGAGAGUUUUCAUUUUGCUAAUUUGGUCGUGCUAGACCUUUCAAGAAGUGAUAUCGAAGAUGACUGGGGUGGGUGGAGCCAAAUCCAGAUGACAAGAAAAUUAAAAGUUCUGGAUUUAUCGGAUUGCACAAAGUUGAGGAGGACACCCGACUUCUCUAAUUUCACGUCUUUGGAGACGUUAGUACUUGCUCGGUGUUCCAAUUUGAUCACAAUUCACCCCUCCAUUUCUAAACUUCAACUCCUAGAGACUUUGAAUAUCAAAGGGUGUAGUUGUCUUGGGGAGUUGCCUGAAGAAAUCAGUUCUCUACAAUCUUUGAAGCAGAUCAUCAUGCCCCAAAAUUUUCAACCCUUGAAGCUUCCGGAGAGAUUUGGCGAUUUGAAAUCUUUGUUGAGUUUAAGAUUAAGCUACCACCCUAAAAUAUGCAAACUUCCGGACUCAAUUGGAGGGGCGGUGAAUCUCACAUGCUUAACUUUACGUGAAUGCGUGGGAAUAAAGGAACUUCCCAGCUCAAUUGGGGAGUUGCAAAUGUUGGUAGAAUUGGAUAUAUCAAGCUCAAGCAUAGUUGAACUGCCCGAUUCUAUCGGAAAGUUAAAGAAACUAAAGGUGUUGAGUUUAUGUAGAACGAAGAUAAGGGAGAUUCCUCGAACUAUUGGAGGACUGGAGAUGCUUGAAGGUUUAUAUGCCCAUCAAUCCCGGGAUCCGACGGAUAAAAACUUGGAGGAAAUUGGGAAGCUACGUCAUUUGAAGACAUUGAACUUAGCAUUUACUAGUGUUUCUAGAUUGCCUGCAGAGAUAAGUGGUCUUGAUCUCCAAAAACUUGAAGUGGGUUCGAUUGAGCUUCAACAAGUGCCGGCUCUUCCAUCAAGUUUGAAAUUCCUUGCGGUUCGGGCUCUAGACUUCUCUCUUGUCCCCGACCCUUCAUGCAUCACCGGUUUGGAACAUCUGGAAUUACAAAGAUUGAGCAGUUCUACAAAUAUACCUCGCUCUACUUGGCAGGACUAUCAUUCAAAAAUUGAAGCAGCUUCGAUGAGAGAGCAACUGUCCUAUCAGCUUCCAUCUCAUUUGUCGACCUUGAAACUUAGAGGUAUUAGUCCGCUGCCACACUUUUCCAACUUAUCAAAAUUGACAGUUCUGCAUGUAAUUGACUGUGCAAUCUCACACCUACCCGUCGAUCUAGGCCUAACACAUUUAAGGGAACUGUUCAUACGUAGAUGUAAAUCCCUUGAGAAAAUACCUGGUUUGUCACUCUUGAGGAGUCUAGAGCGCUUGGAAUUGGAGGGCUUGAGUAGGCUAGUUGAGAUUCAAGGUUUGUCUGAACUGGAAUCUUUGCAAUACUUCCGUAUUUCCAGUUGUGAUUUAAUAGGACAGUUACCCAAUUUAUCCAAGUUGGGUAAGCUACAGCAUCUAGAUCUAGAAGCUUGUCCAAAUUUACGACCCAUCGAGGGCAUCGAGGGCUUAGAAAGCUGGGUGUUGGAUACUUGUGGUCACACUAUCCUGGAAAGAUUGUUGGACAUCUCCAGAUCGACCUGGCUUUCCCACAAAUUAUCUAUGUACGACGUGUUUCUGAGUUCUAAGGGAGUAGACACGCAUCGAAGCAUUGUCAGUUAUCUUCACGAUUGGAUGUUCCACAAUCAAAUUUCUGUUUACAGUAGUCUCGAUGACUAUAGGUCCAAAGAAGGGAUUGGGGAAAAGAUUCUGCAAGCACUUGCUAGCUCCAAUAUCUACAUACCCGUCUUCUCUAGAAACUAUGCUUCCAGUCAUUGGUGUCUCCGCGAACUUGCCUGCAUGGUAAAAUGUACAGCAGAAUCAAAGGGGAAAAGAAGAAUCCUCCCCAUUUUCUUCGAUGUGGAAAUUGAUGAUGUUAAGCUCGAAACUAAUUUAUAUAACAAUGCCCUUGACAAGCAUGGGAUGAACUUCGACCACAAUGAAGUGAAGUCGUGGAAAGAGGCCUUAAUUGAGGUUGCAGCAAUGAGGGGUUUCGUCUUGAAAAAUAAUAGCUACGAAGAAGUACUUCAAUUGGUCGUUGCAGAGGUUUAUAAAGCAAGGAAAUCGUUAGACGGUGACUCCUGAAGCCUUCUUUUUGUCGGUUGUCAUAGAAAAGGUGAAUGGAUUUGCUGUCAGGGUAAUGAACUUCUCGCCAACUG